Messenger RNA from Talaromyces proteolyticus, 513 nucleotides. RefSeq names its product putative 20S proteasome maturation protein Ump1. Gene Ontology annotation, biological process: proteasome assembly. The transcript is spliced from 3 exons. The coding region runs from base 1 to 513 and encodes 170 amino acids. Lineage: Eukaryota; Fungi; Ascomycota; Eurotiomycetes; Eurotiales; Trichocomaceae. The record is from RefSeq and is a predicted model, not a curated record. Gene Ontology annotation, cellular component: nucleus; cytoplasm.
AUGUCCCUCCGCAUCGCCCCCGCAACCUCUCACGCCACCCACACCGACAACACCGUCGGCCGGCACCACAAUGGCCUCCAGGCGCCCCAUCCCAGUAAAGGAGCCCCAUCGGCACCCGGUCUACCAGACACCCUACGCAACAACCUCACGGCGCAAGCACCACGGGGUUCGCCCUCACUCAACGCCAGCACAAUCCCCACCUCCGCGCACCCUCUCGAAGCCCGCCUACUAGCAUGGCGCAGCACACAAGAAGCACUGAAAAUGGAGUCCCUGAGGCGUGCGUACGGCAUGGCGGAGCCGAUUCGUCGCGGCAUGGAGAUGAAGAUUGUCCAAGACUCGAGUUUUGUGCCGCUGGCGCUGGGAGGGCCGAGAGGGAAUGUGCAUCAGGAUAUUUUGGCGUUGGGUGGACGGGAUGCGGAAGUGAGCUGGGAGGAUGUGUUUCAUAAUGAUGAGUUCCGUGAACCACCAGCGUUCCAUGAUGAGAUGGAGAAGAGGUUGAAGAUGGAUUGGUAG